Loa loa (African eye worm) is the source of this 177-nucleotide messenger RNA. RefSeq lists its product as hypothetical. The transcript has 2 exons. The record is from RefSeq and is a predicted model, not a curated record. Bases 1 to 177 code for a protein of 58 amino acids. Lineage: Eukaryota; Metazoa; Nematoda; Chromadorea; Rhabditida; Onchocercidae.
AUGGCUUCGACAAGUACCUCAUCUUUGUCAAGUGGCUAUGGGACAUUGUCAAAGAAUAGUACUGUCAAGAAUAUGUCGAAACAACAAAAUUCUGUGUUUGGCAGUUCAACAAUGUGUAAUGAAAUGGCAAUUGUCAUAAUACGUGUAUACCUGCAGGCAUUGAAAAGUGCAGCAUAG